AAUGAAAACCCCGCCUCCUGCUGCUGUUAUCAGAUUGCCUCCGGGAUAUCGGUUUCAACCUUCUGUGGAAGAGCUAAUCAAUGUGUUUCUUCGGAAGAAACUGAAUGGGGAGACUCUACCUCAUGAUACUGUGUUUGAGGUUGAUCUUUAUGGAGACAAAGAGCCUUGGAUGAUCUUCAACAAAGAUUUACAGCAAACUUUUUAUGUUUUUACACAUUUGAAGAACAUCAGUGGCUCGAGGAUCAAAAGAACUGCUGGUUGUGGGACUUGGGAGGGUCAAAAAACGGAUGGGGUUAGAGAUAGCAUGGGUCAGCUUAUUGGGUUCCAAAAAUUGUUGUCUUUUGAAGUUGCGGAAGCUCACAGUUCUAUAGCUAGAGGCAAUGGACGAUGGAUCAUGCACGAGUUUUCCAUUAGAAGGGAUGACAAGUAUGUGCUUUGUAGAGUUAGAAACAAAGAGUUGGAUAAAGCAAAACCAAUGGCAUCUCUUGAAGUUGACGAAUCGCAGGAGGUUCAUGCAAGAAAAUGCGGCCAAGGAGAUGAUGAUGAAAAUCAUUCAAGGAAAAGACUUCGGGAAGGUGAAUUUGGCGGCUCGAACCUAUGUUUUCCAGUGGUCGUCUGCCAAGGCACUGCGUAUCAAGGGUUUGAUUGUCGGCCACUCAGUCUACAGAGAGGAAACAAUCCACAGCAGUCACAGACUAACACCGAGAAUGUUUAUUAUGAUGAUGAUGUUUCCUGCAGGGGGGCUGAUGAAGGCACUGUCAAACAAGAAUUUGAUCGUCAAACGAUAGAGGGAGGAAACAAUGAUUUACAUACCAACACUAAUAAUGUUCAUGGAAGCAAUAAUUUACAACAUUCAAAUACCAACACUAGUAAUGUUCAUGAGGAAUCUGCGACUUUAGAAACUUGGUUGAAGGAACUUGAUACUGUUUUGGAUUCAUCAGAGACAUUAAAAACUAUUGAAUAG
Ricinus communis (castor bean) is the source of this 964-nucleotide messenger RNA. RefSeq names its product NAC domain-containing protein 41. NCBI's taxonomy places the organism in Eukaryota, Viridiplantae, Streptophyta, Magnoliopsida, Malpighiales, Euphorbiaceae. Gene Ontology annotation, molecular function: DNA binding. The coding region runs from base 2 to 964 and encodes 320 amino acids. The record is from RefSeq and is a predicted model, not a curated record. Gene Ontology annotation, biological process: regulation of DNA-templated transcription; system development. The transcript has a single exon.